AUGAACGCGAAUUCGAAAAUUAGUGAUCAGCUCGACGAGAUUUAUGACUGGAUCGACCAAAUCAAGUUUUCCAGGCCCAAAAAAAAUAUAGCCAGAGAUUUUUCCGAUGGCGUGUUGAUGGCAGAGCUAUUGAAACGUUAUUAUCCUAAGCACGUAGACGUGCACAAUUAUGUUGCCGGUAACAGCAUUGCGAGAAAAAUCGAUAAUUGGUGCACGCUUAAUCGCAAGGUGCUAUCGAAACUUGACAUGAGAUUGGGAAAAGAAGCGAUCAAUCAACUGGCCAAUUCCCAAUCAGGCAGUAUUGAGAAAGUUCUCGCUGAUUUAAGAGCCAAAAUUUUGAAAGACUGCAACGCCGACAGGGAGUCCUUGUACUCUGGCCAUGAAGAUAGCGAAGAAAUGGUAAAGUCGGUACUAAAUCCCGAUGAAAUAGCAAACAAAACUGUCCCCCGACACGUCUUUAUUCGCCUGAAACAAGAGCUACAAGAGAAAAAUGACACAAUCUCCACAUUACAGCAAAAAAUCUCGCAUCUGGAAAACAUAAUGAGAUUGAAAGAUCAGAGGAUCGAUGAUCUCACAGUGCAGAUCACAAGGCUGCCGAUCGAGAGAAAUGUUGCUACUUUGCGUCCUCAUAUUAUUGGCAGUGGAAUCUCGAAACUACAUACUUCUUCCAAGUUGUCCCAAUAGAUCUUGUGAGAGAUGCCAUGAUUGUACAUUGCAUAUGCAACCCACAAUGUA
Camponotus floridanus (Florida carpenter ant) is the source of this 735-nucleotide messenger RNA. RefSeq names its product sperm flagellar protein 1. Gene Ontology annotation, biological process: regulation of cytoskeleton organization. The transcript has 3 exons. The record is from RefSeq and is a predicted model, not a curated record. Gene Ontology annotation, molecular function: microtubule binding. Bases 1 to 684 code for a protein of 227 amino acids. Lineage: Eukaryota; Metazoa; Arthropoda; Insecta; Hymenoptera; Formicidae. Gene Ontology annotation, cellular component: axoneme.